Messenger RNA from Chara braunii, 807 nucleotides. The record is from the annotation of a GenBank genome assembly. Lineage: Eukaryota; Viridiplantae; Streptophyta; Charophyceae; Charales; Characeae.
GCCAAAAUUUGUCCCGCACCCCACGGCUUCCCGCGGCGCUUCUCCAUUGCGCGCCCCUUUUACACAACCUACCAUAGCAGAGCCCAAGGGUGUCCCUUCGCCUUCGCCUUCGCCCUUCGCCUUCGCCUUCGCCUGCAGCCUGAGUCGGAUUCCCGCCCGCAGCGUGUUUCUUGGGAACUCGAGGCUGCCGACCGGAAGGAGUUUAGGGUGACACGUGUCCUGUGCUGGAAAUCUGCAUCGUGCAGUCGGUGACGCGUGGCCUCUCUGGAGUUGUCGUGCCGUUCAAACACAGCGCCAUGCUGCCGACGGUGCACCGGGGGAGGUCCCCCGCCUACCGUACCCAGUCAUACCUCCCGCAGUACUUGCGAAGAAUCAUCAAGUGGCGGCAAAUGGACAUAGAGUACACUUUCUGGCAGAUGCUGCACCUCUGCAUUUCACCCAAGAUAGUUUAUCAGCACACGAAAUACCACAAGCAGACCAAAAAUCAGUGGGCGAGGGACGAUCCUGCUUUUGUUGUUAUAUGCUGUCUUCUUCUGGCUGUGGCGGGUAGCUCUUUCUGUGCUGCGUAUGGUGAGGAUCUGAAGGAAUAGUUUUGUAUCGAGUCUCAUGAGUGCUGAACGGAGGAUGUCGAUGAUGAUGAUGGUGAUGAUGGGUGAUGAAGUUGAGCAGGCGGAUUGGCGCUCGUUCUGGUACAGAUAGGUUGGAACCCUGUCGGCUUUUCUCUACUCAGGCAAGUCAGGCCGUUCCAUGUGUGCCUGGAGCUGGCAUAUGCACUUGUUUUUUGUACAGUAAAAUGCUGCUCAGAGU